GCCCUGACACAGCAUGUUUGAAAAGCUCCUGCAGGCUCCUGCUUUGGCCUCCUGGUUGGGGCUUCUUGCAGGCUUGCUGGCCGUCUAUCUUUUGUACUCCAGUUGGACUUUCCAAGAUAAACAGAAGCGUCCUCCUGGGCCCAGAUGUCUUCCCUUGAUUGGUAACCUGCAUCAGUUGGACCUUCAGAGGCUUGAUAAGUCAAUUUUUAACUUGUCUAAAAGGUACGGACCGGUGUUUACCGUCUACGCCGGACUGAAAAAGGUGGUGGUCCUGGCUGGAAGCAAGACUGUCAGACAGGCUCUCAUCAACCAUGCUGAGGAGUUUGGGGAGAGAGAAACAAGCCCUUUAUUCCACGAUUUAACCAAAGGGCAUGGCAUUGUAUUCUCCAAUGGUGAUGGCUGGAAGGAAAUGAGGCGUUUUACCUUAACGACUCUGAGAGAUUUUGGGAUGGGCAAGAGACUCAGUGAGGAGAAAAUCACUGAGGAGUGUCACUACCUGAUUGAAGAGUUUGAAAAACAUGAAGGCAAAGCCUUUGACAACACAACCAUCAUGACCUACGCAGUUUCAAAUAUCAUUUCUGCCAUCAUAUUCGGAAAGAGGUUUGACUUCAAAGAUCCAGUCCUCCGAUACAUGGUGGAACAUGACAAAGAAAUCAUCCGUCUGGUUUCAUCAGUUUCCCUUGUGAUCUACAAUGUGUUUCCAAAGCUGGGUCCUUGGAUUAAAAACUGGAGGGAUUUAACCAAGAACGUGGAGGAUUUCAAGCAGCAUUUAUUGCACAUAAUAAACAAAUUAAGGGAGACUUUCAAUCCUGACAUAUGUCGGUGCUUUGUCGAUGCUUUCUGCACACGUAAGCUGAGUCUGGAGGAGUCUGAUGCUCAGAGGGUGCACUACCAUGAUGAAAACUUGACCAACAGCAUGAUGGAUUUGUUUGGGGCUGGAACUGACACAACAUCAAACACUCUUCGCUGGAGUCUACUUUUAAUGGCCAAGUACCCUCAAAUACAAGAUCGGGUCCAGGAGGAGCUUAGUAGGGUGGUGGGAGACCGUCAGAUCACAAUGGAGGACAGGAGGAACCUGCCUUACAUCGAUGCUGUCAUCCACGAGACGCAGAGGUUCGCCAACAUUGCCCCCACGUCCAUUCCUCACAGCACCAGCAGAGACGUCACCUUCCAGGGAUACUUCAUUGAAAAGGGGACCACUGUGCUCCCUCUGCUGACAUCUGUCCUCUAUGAUGAGAGUGAGUGGGAGACACCAAACACCUUCAACCCUUCCCACUUCCUGGACGAGGAGGGUAAAUUCAUCAGGAGGGAUGCUUUCUUGCCCUUCUCUGCAGGCCGCAGGGCUUGCAUUGGGGAAGGUCUGGCCCGGAUGGAGCUCUUCCUCUUCUUCACACACCUCCUCCAACGCUUUCGAUUCACCCCUGCACCCGGGAUGUCGGAGGACCAGCUGGAUUUGACCCCAGCGGUGGGCUUUACACUCUGUCCUCUACCACACCAGUUAUGUGCUGUGAGUCGCCACUGAGGAGGAGUUGUUUGGAUAAAAGUAUUAGGAGUGUCUAAUAUCUUUGCACUGAGUUUGUAAAUUUAGGAUCAAUGAUUAACAUUAUAAUGGGCCAAAAUAUCAAAAGACUGCAAAGAAAUAUGACAUUUUGAAUGACUUUCAAAUAAUCCACACUGUUACUUAUACUUACUCUUUUGUUAUUAGAAAAGGUAUUUGUAAUUGUGUUACAGAUGUCUUGUACGAUACAUAUACAAUGUUUACAUAAUACAUAACGUAAUACAAUUUACACUCCAUUUAAGUCAAACAAAAUAACACAAAAUGCAAUUAUAACCAUAAAGUUUCCAAGACAAAAUUGUAUGUGUUUAUAUUUUGGAUACUGAUAAAAGUGUAUAAAUCAUUUUGGGUGUUGAACCUUUUGUAUAAAUAACAAAAAACAACAACAACCUCAUCUCAUCUCAUCUCUCUUUAUUUACCAAACAUUAUAAAAGUCCAUACACUUAAAAAUUGUACAUG
This is a messenger RNA of Nerophis lumbriciformis (worm pipefish), 2014 nucleotides long. Its product is annotated as cytochrome P450 2K1-like. Gene Ontology annotation, molecular function: iron ion binding; oxidoreductase activity, acting on paired donors, with incorporation or reduction of molecular oxygen, reduced flavin or flavoprotein as one donor, and incorporation of one atom of oxygen; heme binding. NCBI's taxonomy places the organism in Eukaryota, Metazoa, Chordata, Actinopteri, Syngnathiformes, Syngnathidae. Gene Ontology annotation, biological process: xenobiotic metabolic process. Gene Ontology annotation, cellular component: cytoplasm; intracellular membrane-bounded organelle. The record is from RefSeq and is a predicted model, not a curated record.